Messenger RNA from Rhopalosiphum maidis (corn leaf aphid), 2219 nucleotides. RefSeq names its product protein scabrous-like. The record is from RefSeq and is a predicted model, not a curated record. Lineage: Eukaryota; Metazoa; Arthropoda; Insecta; Hemiptera; Aphididae.
AUGCGCAAACUGAACACGAGCCAUGCACCAUCUGCUCCUGGCCGGGGUACAGGGACAGGCUGAUGCCUGAACCGACUAGUUAACCGUGUUCAGUUUGAAAUGAAGUGUUCAAGCAAGACUACAAUCAUGUUUCUGUUCUUGAUAAUAACUGUUGCUAUGUGUAUGUUUACGGGUCCCGUCGAGGCUCAGGCGGACCUCGAUACAGACGACUUGAGGACGAUAAAAAAUCAACUGAACUUGCUGAUGGAAAAAAGACAACAGGAUUACCAGCAGUUAGAAAAAUCACUUUACGAAUCUCUGAAAGGAAGCACAGACCUCGAUGCGUUGAAAGAAGAAAUUCAAUUAAUCAGGGAUGAACAUUCGAGAAUGGCUCAUUCUGGCAACGACGGGAUCCGCGAUAAAGUGGCCGUAGGCUGGCUAAAGGAAGUGAUAGGUGGUUUGAGAUCAGAAAUGCAAGCGGUGUGGUCAGCCAUCAAUGAAACGGCACAGAUUCACAAGACUGUAGCCAUACAAAACGAUCUGCAAGCACUAAGAAAUGACUUGGAUUCCGACCGAAAAGACUUGCAAACAAUGCAAGGAGAAUUACUGUCAGUUAGGAAGAAUGUCGAAGAAAUAUCGAUUAAACAUUCCGAAUUGGAGAAAAAGAUCAACACCAUGGCUAAUCAUAAAAACGUAAUCGAUAAAAAAAACAACGAAAAUGACGUACAAACAGCGUACAACAAUGUCUAUAAACGAGUGGCGUUUGACGCUAACGACAAUAACAAUGACGUUGAGCGUCUAAGGUCGAACGUCAUCACCACUGUGGUGACGGAUCGGGAAGCACAGGAACUGGAGCAGCUGGAGUUGUCACGCAAGUACCUGGCUCACCGGAUGGCCCGUCUAGAGAAACGCAUGAAGGGCGUGCUGUACAGAGAGAGCACUGCUGUGGAACGGGAAAAUCGGCUAUCCCGGCUGGAAGCCGAUCUUAACGCCACCAAAGAAGCGUUGGCAUUUAAUGCCACGCGCCAGGAAGCCACGCAGGACCGACUUCACGGAUCUUUGCUGGAGCUGCUGGAGAGCGUGGAAAACCUCGACGAUCGGGUGGACUCGUGUCUACCAGAAGUCCGCAAGGAAAUAUCGAAAAUCGAAUUCACCGUGGCUCGGAUAAACGCGUCAGUGGCCAUCAUUAAGGAAGACCAGAACAACCAAAUGUUAACCACAAAGGCCCUGGGUGAAGGGAUGUCGGCAAUACAAAGAAAAAUGACCAAGCAUGACAAUGAAAAACAAACCGGGAAAACGGUCACCGCCCAUCAUAUAAUGAAAGAAAAUUGCACGGAAUGCACAUAUGUAAUCGACGAAUUGGCCACAUUGCAAAAUUCAUUUGAAAGAAUUGUCGACGGACUUCCCAAAGAUUGUUCUAAAAUUAAAUCACCCGGAACGUACGUAAUAGCACCUGAUGGAAAAAACCCCUUGUUUGUUCAAUGCGAUAUAUCAGAUGGUAUGUCUUGGAUCGCGGUUCAAAAAAGGACCAAUGAUCGUCUUAAAUUCAAUAACAAUUGGAACGAGUAUGCCAAAGGAUUUGGAAACUUAUAUGGCGAUUUUUGGCUGGGCAACGACGCCAUCCAUCGACUGACGGCGGACAACACGUCUUCACUGCGCGUUCAGAUCACUGACAUAUACGGCAACAAUUGGCAGGCGGAUUACGCGAACUUUGCGAUAUCGAACGCCACCGACGGUUACCGGCUGAACAUUUCCGGUUAUCGUGGCAACGCCACCGACGCUCUGUCAUUCCAAAACGGCCACCGGUUCAGCACGGCGGACCGCGACCAAGACGACAGCGCUGCAAACUGCGCGGCCAACUACGAGGGCGGCUGGUGGUAUUCACGGUGUCAGCACGCCAACCUCAACGGCAAGUACAACUUUGGGCUAACGUGGUUCGACACGAGCCGCAAUCAAUGGAUGGCGAUCGCCGAGAGCGAAAUGAGAGUCGGACGUCCGGUGUCUGUUCAAUAAUAUUAUCUUUGAUCACCUAUGAUAUGAUAAUAUGUAUAUUGUAUAUGUAUUAUAAUACCCGCGUCCAAACGACGUUCAAUCUACACGUGUGCUAGUCAAGUGAAGACAAUGUUGAGUUUAUAUUAUUUAUAUCUGCAUAAUAUUGUCAUUUUCAUUUUUAUUUUUUUUUUUAUUGAUUUUUUUCUAUUUAUAUUAUGAACUGAUUAGAUAAUAGAGUUUUGAUAAAU